Messenger RNA from Lutzomyia longipalpis, 504 nucleotides. It is a transcript of the gene ATPsynG, whose product is annotated as ATP synthase subunit g, mitochondrial. The transcript is spliced from 2 exons. The record is from RefSeq and is a predicted model, not a curated record. Bases 116 to 415 code for a protein of 99 amino acids. Gene Ontology annotation, molecular function: proton transmembrane transporter activity. Gene Ontology annotation, biological process: proton motive force-driven ATP synthesis. Lineage: Eukaryota; Metazoa; Arthropoda; Insecta; Diptera; Psychodidae.
GUCAUAUUCCCGCAAGAGGCGCUACUAUCGCACUCUGGACGUCUCAAGUCAGAAGAAAAAUAAUAGCGUGUGAAUUUUUCUUCUGUGCAAUUUUCACAAAUUCCCCCGCUGAAAGAUGGCCAGCUUAGUCGGAAAGACCUCCUCGCUACUCAGCAAUGCGAUGGUUCAGGCUCGUCCCAAGUUCAAUGUUUUCCUCAAGUACGCCAAGGUUGAGCUGACUCCCCCCACACCCGGAGACAUCCCCGCCAUCCGCCAGGGUAUUGCACGCCUCAUCUCAGGUGCCCGAACGGGAGCUUGGCGCAAUGUAACAGUGCGCGAGGGAUGGCUCAACACCCUCGUCGCGGCGGAAGUUUUCUUCUGGUUCUACGUGGGUGAGUGCAUCGGGAAGCGUCACUUGGUUGGCUACAAAGUCUAAAGAACCUGGCUACUCUCCAGCCAUACCCCAUUAAUACCUACAUAGAUCGCUGUAAUUAAAAGAAAAUGAAAUAAAAUGUUGUGAGAAAA